Haliotis rubra (blacklip abalone) is the source of this 7263-nucleotide messenger RNA. RefSeq lists its product as uncharacterized. Bases 9 to 7109 code for a protein of 2366 amino acids. The transcript is spliced from 39 exons. The record is from RefSeq and is a predicted model, not a curated record. Lineage: Eukaryota; Metazoa; Mollusca; Gastropoda; Lepetellida; Haliotidae.
UUGGUCCUAUGAUCGGCCAGUAUGUACACAUGGCAGAUGCUGUUAUCAAGUAUUCUUACCAGUAUCUAAAGAUGUAUAUUGACAUGUUCUCACCUACCUCCACAAUGGGUCGUAUGGUGCAGAUGAUCUCUAACUAUGCACCGGAACUUCUCCAGGCGAUGUCCAACCUUGCCAAGAACCCUCAACAGAUCAUACAGAUCGUGUCUAAUCCGGAUCCUAUGGCAGCCAUGUGUUCCUGGGUUCAGCAGAUGCCACUUCCAUCAUACGUUCCCCACACUGACUUAUCCAACAUGGUCUGCUAUGAACUCCCAGAGGUUUACAACCAGGUCAUGGGUAUGCCGUCUGCUGUGGAGGUCAUGAUCCAGCAGAUAAUCAAUGCAACUCUGCCACAGCCCGGACUCACGUAUGACCUACAGAAGGACUGGUCAGAGAUCAUGGACUACACAGAGAGGUCUGUGACAAUGCUGAGUCAGCCAGGGAAUCUGCUCACAAUGGUAGAUGGUCCACUGAGCCUAAUGAUGGUUGCUAACUUCUCUCGGAUGGAGGAAGUUGCUACAGUGAUGGGAGACAUCAUGAAGGGAUUUACAUACAAGGAUAUGGCAAGCUUCAUGGACAUUUCCUUUGCUGUGAUGCACCAACUUGAACCUUCCAUGCAGAACAGCAAUGAGUGGAAGGUGGUGGAACACAGUUUGCUGGGCUACAAUGCAAUGAUUAAACUCUAUAAUCACUACUACUCAAGUUAUAAUGCAACCAACAGCUAUUCAGACCUGUUGAAGAUGUUCCCAGCUGAGUUCCAAGCUUUCGCCAGCAAGAUGGCAGCUUUAACUCCAGACUUCAUUGAGGCCCUCAAGAAUACAAUCAUAAAUCCAGAGAAGCUGGUUAGAAAGAUCUUUGCCCUCCAAGCUGGCUAUGCUGGACCGGACUGCUCAACAUCUUGGCUAACUGACUUCAUGGACAUUGACACCAACAGCUCCCUUGUUGAAUUCGAACAGCUGGCCUGCUCGUUCAACUGGACAGCAUUUGGUAUGAGGCUUCUACAGCAAGAUCCCAACAUGCAGGAGUACGUGAAUCAGCUGACUAUUCUGUCAAACCCUGACCUGUCCAACCUGCCAGAUGUGACAGUCAACUGGACUGAGUUAAUGGUCAACACAGAGCAGUAUCUUCAGUGGAUAUCUGGAGGACUUGUCAUGAACCAAACCCAAGAGUUUAACCUCGCCCCCUUCAACAUUUCUGCUAUUGACAUGAAGUGGACAGAGUUUGUUGCUGCCAUGCAGUCUCUCCAGAACAUUGACUUUCAGAGACUGGGAGACUUGGUUACAAUGAUCCAGAUGUCCCUGGAAAAACUGGACAUGACUAUGGGGAACUCUACAGAAAACAAUGCCGAAGCCCUAAUCCUCAACUCCAUGUAUGGCCAACUCUACAUGAAUCAUCACAUCAUGAACUUCAUGAACCAAAUACUAACAUACAUGACCACACAUAGCACAGUGAAUUUUUACGACUACCUUGGUUCUGAUGAGUUGAAGAAAUCAUCCAGGCCGACAGAACUGGCACCGGAGUUUACCGAACUUGUGUUGGACUCACUCGUCUCCUAUUUCACGGAACCACAGAAGUUCACAAAGUUCCUCAACAUGCCUGACUUUUGGGGACAGCUGUGUUCGAAUGUGACUGUGUUCACGUCCGUGUUUGACAUGUCCAAGUCCCGAGCUGACCCGUCCACCCUGCAGACAACCCUGUGUUCUGCUGGCAACCUCAACUAUACAGUGAUGUAUGAACAGCUCAGACAGAACUGGGAUGGAUUCGCGGAGUUUGCAGAUGCUAUAAUUGGGAUAUCACUAAACACAAUACCAGUCGAGCAGCUCCGUGUCAAUAUGUCCACGCUCAUCGCCGACCAACUAACAUACCAGAGUCUGCUCAACCGCACCAUCAUGAACCCACCAAAUAUUGUGUUCUUCACAAACAACGACUGGAUGAAUGCUACCAUCUACGCUGAACUUGGGGAGACCUUCCUUCAAGACAUGAAUGCUGUACUGAGCAGGUUCCAGGACCCUGGAUUUGUGGUGGAGACACAGACGCGAAUGUUUGAGAUGGUAUUUGCCAGUCUUGUUGAUAUUCUCGAGGCCAUGGUUGCAAUGAAGUACAUGGAAGUCAUCAGUGAAAGUGUGCUACUUCAGAUACGGAGGAAUUCUGAACCCCUGAAUGAGACAUUGCAAGAUUUCCCGAACAUGCUGAAGAUCUCACAGCUCAUGAACGAUUUGCCAUUUGUCUUGGAGGUCACGCUGUAUACCAACCUGUUUUCACCAGAGAAGACUGUUCGGUGGAGUUCAGCCAUGCAGUCACUGGAGACGUUCUGUGGAACAGACCCUGUCACUCUGUUCACUGUUCCCCCAGCUCUGACGUUCAGCAUGACGCCAUUCUUAAGGACCAUGUGUUCCAUCAACAUCACAGCUCUCAUGGAGGAAUCCCAGCGUUAUUCUGGGAGUGACACAAUGGCUGCUCUGAUGGCUGGCAACAUGACUGAGCCUGUGAAUGUCACUGCCCUGCGUCUGACAAUGAUGCAGAUUGUUGAGGCGCUGUCCAGCGUCAACACAACCAGUGGGAUGCUCCAGAGUCUGCCUCCAAUGUUUGAUGAGGCCAUUUGGAUGGCAGUGAUCCAGAGGAUGGGCGGAUACUUGAACCAGUCAACGUCUGUCUACAUGUCUCCCAAGUCCAUUUUCCUGCUUGCACAAAACAUAGUCACCAGUGUCCCUGGUCUCCGAAGUCAGCUGAAACCAAUGGAAAUUGUCAUGAUUGUUGUGGAGACAAUAUUGGAUCAUGUGCUUAUCCUGGAGAAUGCAACCUCAUUUGCUCCCCGAGAUAUCUUCCCCCAGUCCCCACAGCUUCAGGCCAUGAUAGACUUGCUACAGGAACCUGGGGUGUUGGUUGUCCUCAUGGAGUCCCUCAACUCACAAAAGAUGACGCCUUUGUUUGCAAUGACGAAUGUGACCGAUCUUUUCAUGACGCUAUGCUGGCCUGGUGCCGACAUCUCCCAGUACCUGCUAGUGCCACCUGGUGUGACCUUCGAUGUCUCAGCACUCCAGAGAGGUUUCUGUGCUAUCAAUAUCACGGAACUGGAACCCGAAGUCUAUGCAACCUUUGACAUACCAAGAAUUGAGAGAGUGGUGAAUGGGUCGGAACAAGUAAACUGGCUGGAAGUUGGAGACAAGUUUCAGCGUGUGCUGGAUCAGGUGACCCGGUGGGUUCAGAUGCCGCCCAGAGUGGUCCUGCCGCCCGUCUGGGAGAAUGAAACCUACUGGCUGAACAUGCUGCAGCAGUAUUCCAUGGCUAGACAGGACCCUGCUGCUAUACAGGCUGAGAUUGAGAACUUGAUGACCAGGAUGGGCCCACUGCUGAUGCAAGAACCAUUCCGCCAGUACGGCAUAGUGAUGGAGGCUGUGAUGAGACUGCUCAACGAGAACAUAAUGGGUCUCCAGAACAAGAGUUUGACUCUCACCUCCAUGUUUAAUCAGGUCCCCAUCCUCCGGGAUGUGAUAACAGCCAUUGGAUUGAAAGGCGACAUGCUGGAAACACUAAUGAAAGCACCAGUGAAAGACACAGAACGUUUUGCUCGGGCACUAAUUGAUCCCACGUCUAGUAACGUAUGUACCUCACCGAUCGUUUGGAGAGAUAUUCUGUACCUGCCAUCGACAUUUGACUUCUCUGCUUUAACACAAGCCAUCUGCAACCUGAAUACAUCCACCAUGGUUGCCAACCUUGUCCGUAACCUUGACCUUGAGAGAGUCAUUGCAGGAUUGAACAACAUGUCGGUUGUUCCUGACUGGAAAGGCAUCAUGACACAGUCAGAACAGCUUUCCCAAAACAUAAACAAUCUGAUACAGAACCCGCCAUCCUUUAAUGUUUCUGCUACCCUGGAUCUUCUUGAGAGGGAAUACAAUCAGACCAACCUGUGGAAUAUGGUCACUGUCUACAGUGCUCUGGCUCGAGUGUUUGGCAACACUUCCGAAUUCCAGGCUGUGGAGGGAUACAUGAAUGGGGCAUCACUUGUCCUCAACUUCCUCAAUGACCUCUUCCAGAAGAUGUCAGUAAAUGGCAUGACGCUUGACCUUGGGUCACUGUUCAGCGGAAGUCCUACCUUCACUGGUUUGGUAAAUGCUAUGCUCCAUCUGAAGCCCGAUCCCAUUACUGCACUGGUCUCAUUACAGCUGAAGAAUUCACAGACAAUGGCCUUUUCUGCUUUUGUGUCUGACCCACAACGUCUUGCCAGCUUGUUCUGUGAUGAGGCAGUAUUCCGGCAAUAUUUCAAUGUGGCCCCUGGCUUCAACCUGUCCAGCCUCCUGCCCCAGCUCUGUAGACUCAACUUCACCAACAUGGCUCAGGAGCUGGACUCAAACUUCAUGGUAUCAGCCUUGGUUGCAAAAUUUCAGCAGAUGGGAAGUCAGCCAUUCAACAUGACAUCCUACAUGGCAGUCUACCAGCAGCUCAACAACAAAAUCAUGGAACUGGUGGGGGUGAGGAAUGUCACCUUUGGAGACUAUGACCUUGAACGCUUGUCCCAGGUGAACAUGACAGCCCUGCUUCAAGUGUCGGAGCAACAGUCAGCUGCAGCCAUGAGGGACUACCCAGCUUACAUAAACUCAGUAAUUGAUUCACUUCAACAAAGUCUUGGGAAUACAUCUGACUGGAAAACAGUGGCUAUGUCUCUCAAGAUCUUGGACCUGUAUCUGAAGUACUUCAAUGACAACCUCAAAACAAUAUCAGGGCAGCCUCUGAGCCUUGAGCUGCUUGUGAGGAACACUGAACUGGGUCGUGUUCUUCUUCCAAUCAUGACAGACUCCCGCUGGCUGGAGCAGGUUCUUCAACUCCAGAUCAAAGCAGACAAGCUUCAGGAGCUGUUGCAGUCACCAGAUCCUGAAACUACUCUCUGUAGCAGUGCAUUAUGGGAUGCAUUUGUAACCCCAUCCAAUACAUCAGCUCUGCAGUACCUGCAGCAGCAGAUGUGUUCCAUCAACACCACUGUCCUAAGGUGGCAGUCCAUCACCGGUAUUGCCCAGGGGUACCAGUUCUACCAGCAGAUUAUGCUUCUGAUGGCUGAGAUUGAAAGAGGCACCUCGACUGUGAACACCACGGAGCUGACCUCGGACCUCACAAACACAAUCAACCUCAUCAGUGCCUACGCCAACAGCCUCAUCAAUAGUUCCCUGUCUGCAGACAACUUCGUCAAUGUCGCUGGAUUCCAGAAUGUUCUGAGCCGGUUCCAGGGCACCAUCGGACAGAUACUCAUGCAAAUGUCAUCUCAACUGUCUACAACAAUGAACACACUAAUCUGGCCGAGCAUUCCCGACCGUGCUGCUGCUGACUCCAUGGCCCGCUCCAUCAACACCAUGAAGGUCAUCAUGGACGUCAUCAACAAUAGACUAGAAGACAUUAAAGCUGGCAACAUCUCCCUUGACACACUGUCUGGCAAGUCCCCAGCUCUGUUGGCACUAAUGGAAGCCUACAUCAAUGUCACCAAGUUUGGUCUACAGGCCUGGAUGGAUGGGCAGAUUGACAUGCAGAAGAUCAUAGAACUGAUGAGCGAUCAAUCGUUGGUAACCUCACGGUGUCAGGAUGGGUCUGUGGCAGCAUUCAUCUCCAACAGCAGCACACCCAGCAUUGUGGCGAGGAACCUGCAGACGGUUCUCUGUACAUACAUGACAGAGCUACCCCAGGAGCUCAGUAAUCUUGUGGAUUAUCAGCAGAUACAACAACAGAUAACCGACAUCUGGAACGCCACAGGCGAGGUGACUCCUGACUUCACAGGCUACACAGCUAGCACGGAGAGGUUCAGUCAGCUGGUCACUGAGAUCGCCCAGGCCAACAUCCAGGUGUCACAGGGACUCAAGAAUAUGUUUGAUUACUCCAGUCUACUCAACUCUCUCAAUAAUCUGGUCAAAGAUCCUUCUUUGAUCUUCUCCCUCUUGAAGCCUUUAGGCAUGGUGUUGGACAAGCCCCUACAGCAUGACAUAGCAAAGGGCGUCCUCAACGGCAUCGAUUCCUACAUGCUCAUCCCAGUCUCUCACUACCUGCAGAUUCUCAAAGAUAAUGGCCUGACUUUCACAUCCAUGUUGACUGAUCCAAUGAAGAUGAUCAAGGCGAUGGGUGUCAUGGCUAGCUUUGACACACAGCUCAGUCUGUCAAUAGAAACCGUUGUUAAACCAAUGUUCAAAAGUAUUUCCCAAAAUACUGGCUUCAUUUCCGAUGUUCUGUGCAACACAACCCUAGUUGAGUCCUACGUGCUCCCACUCAUCAACCCAGGCAUUGCCACCAUUCUGUGCCAUGACCCUCCUUCCAUGUGGGUUCCCAAACUCCGACAACUCGGUCUAGAGAAUGUGGAGAUAUAUGGACUCUCUGGGAAGUUGUCCAGUCUUCAGAUUCAGUACAGUUUAAGCUCUAGAUGUGGAACGAACUGCACAGAAGAUGGAGUUUGUGUGCAAUUUUGUGAAAGUACUAUGUGGAGUCCUCUAUCAAAUGACAUCACAUGGGUACAAUUCCUGUCUGACCUUGAGAAGAUGACCAAACUGUUCAUGUCGGAGAGCGGUGGAAACAUGACAAUGAAAACAACAGCCAUCAAAGCUGAAGAAAGCUUGGAAGCAAUUUGGAACAGUAUUGGAAAAUCAGUCCUUGGAAAUAUGUUAGAAACGUCAUUUGGUGUGAUGAAGAUGGUGGACAUCAGUCAAUCUUCAGAUGAAGCAUGGUCCAAAUUCAAACAGAUAAUUCAUUUUGUUGGGACAGUGAAUUCAUACCUUAAUGGCAUGAUGGAGAGAUUUACCAACUCUACAUCUGUAAUAUACCUACAAGAUGUCUUCCCUGACUCAAAGCAAGUUGCCAGACUCCUUACUGCAGCCGUUGGGCAAAACACUGCUGCCGAGCUUCUGACUGCUACUUUCAACCCUGCCACAUUCUUUAACCAGCUGUCCAAUCCUGCCUCCUGGGUCAACAUUCUCUGUGACCCUGCCUUGUUUAGUUCAACAUUUAAUUUCUCUAGUGGGGUAAAUGUUACGCCAUUCAGACGGCUAUGUGCACCAUGGCUCUCAACCAGACGUCCAGCUUGGAACAACUUGUCAAUCUGUUAGAUGCCGGUAAAGUUCUGAAAGAGUUAGAAGCACUGAUGGCACCUCAACAAUCUAAUGCCACGUUCGGCUUGCCGUUAUGGGACAGAGUUUACAAUACGACACUUCGACUAAUUGGUAACUUUGAGAAGCUCUCGAAUGUCAGAGUGAAUGGGAC